AAGAUGGAUUGUAUCUUAAUGUGCAUUGUGUUUCAGAUCCUCGCUCCCUCCAGCUUGGACUACACUACCAACAAACACCAUGUGCCACAACGUGUGCUGCUCCAGUGGAUGCUGCUCUGUUGUGAAGAGCAAGACAGUGUGCAGCCCCUGCCAGAAGACAGUCUGCUGCGAUCCGUGUCAGAAGACAGUCUGCUGUGAUCCAUGUCAGAAGACAGUCUGCUGUGAUCCAUGUCAGAAGACUGUCUGCUGUGAGAAGACUGUCUGCUGUGAGAAGACUGUCUGCUGUGACCCAUGUCAGAAGCCUUGUUGUGACCCAUGCCAGACUUGCUGUGACCCAUGCCAGAAGCCGUGCUGUGACCCGUGCCAGCAGUCUGUCUGCUGUGACCCAUGCCAAAAGCCGUGCUGUGACCCGUGCCAGCAGUCUGUCUGCUGUGACCCGUGCCAAAAGCCAUGCUGUGACCCGUGCCAGCAGUCUGUCUGCUGUGACCCAUGCCAGAAGCCUUGCUGUGACCCGUGCCAGACCUGCUGUGACCCGUGCCAGAAGCCUUGCUGUGACCCGUGCCAGCAGUCUGUCUGCUGUGACCCGUGCCAGAAGCCUUGCUGCGACCCGUGCCAGCAGUCUGUCUGCUGUGACCCAUGCCAGAAGCCUUGCUGUGACCCGUGCCAGACUUGCUGUGACCCGUGCCAGAAGCCUUGCUGUGACCCGUGCCAGCAGUCUGUCUGCUGUGACCCGUGCCAGAAGCCUUGCUGCGACCCGUGCCAGCAGUCUGUCUGCUGUGACCCAUGCCAGAAGCCGUGCUGUGACCCGUGCCAGACCUGCUGUGACCCGUGCCAGAAGACUGUCUGCUGUGACCCGUGCCAGACCUGCUGUGACCCGUGCCAGAAGACUGUCUGCUGUGACCCAUGCCAGACUUGCUGUGACCCAUGCCAGAAGACUGUCUGCUGUGACCCGUGCCAGAAGACUGUCUGCUGUGACCCAUGCCAGAAGCCGUGCUGUGACCCGUGCCAGACCUGCUGUGACCCGUGCCAGAAGACUGUCUGCUGUGACCCAUGCCAGAAGCCGUGCUGUGACCCGUGCCAGACCUGCUGUGACCCAUGCCAGAAGCCUUGCUGUGACCCGUGCCAGCAGUCCGUUUGCUGUGACCCGUGCCAGAAGCCCUGCUGCAGCUGCUGUAGCCAGCAGUGCCUGCAGACCUGCUGCCGCCCCUGCUGCUGCUCUGGCCGUCUGUCCUGCUGCUCCUACGUGGUGAAGAAGAAGCCCGUUGUGGUGUGCUGCAGCCCCGUGCAGUACUGCUCCUCGCCAAGGAAGUGCUGUGUGCCCAUCAAGCAGUGCUGCACCACCGUCAAGAAGUGCUGCUGAACCUGCCCUGCCCUGCAUAGGAGAAACAGCUCUGCCCACAGCCGUCUCUGGUGUGCAAGAAGAACAGCACAAGGAGAUGGAGACCUGACCUUCCUUCUGUUUCAUACAAUGAUGGAGUACAUACCUAGUGAUUUUCUUCUGGUUUCCAAAAUUAAGCUAUCAUCUUCCUUCUUUCACGUUGUCUUUUAAUUAUCAAAGAUCUGCAGUGCACUUGGAUAUGUCACCCAUUUUACAAGGCAUGGAGAUCUUAUAUAUUCAUUCUCUUCUUGGUGUAUGGGACAUGGGAAACAUUUUCUGUUAGUAUGGUCAUUCUGUAUUUUCUCUCUUGAGAUGUAGACAAUAAAACUUGGCAUUAAGCAA
This is a messenger RNA of Meleagris gallopavo (turkey), 1720 nucleotides long. NCBI's taxonomy places the organism in Eukaryota, Metazoa, Chordata, Aves, Galliformes, Phasianidae. The record is from RefSeq and is a predicted model, not a curated record.